GUCGUGAGGGCACUAUUUAAGUUGGUUUGCCAACCGUCAUUAACACCAGAAGAAGAGGAAGAAGAAGCAGAAGAAGACGACGAAGAAGCUGCUGCUUUCAGACGCAACAGUGAUGUUUAUUUAGUCUUCUGAGAAGAGUGGCUGUGCAAAGUUGCUGGAUAUUGGCAGGAACUGGAACACGCUGUCGUAUACACCGAUCCAGAGCGUCCCAAACAUGCUCAAUGGUUGACAUGUCCGACAGAAAUUCAUCAUCAGUGAAGCUCCUCCCACAAACCCUGCAGAAUGAAACACACUGAAGAUACUGAAGAACAAACAGAUUUGAAUGAAAAAAUCAAGAUAGAAGAACUGAGUGAAGUUGAGGUGAAAAAUCAUGCUAAAACUGGAGAAAAUCCUUUGCGUUGCUCUCAAACCAAACAGAAAGCUUUAAAGAAAAGAGGCCCCAAGAAAUCAUUCACCUGCACUCAGUGUGGAAAGAGUUUGACAAACAAACAUCAUGUUGUGCUUCACAUGAGAGUUCACACUGGAGAAAAACCAUUCACAUGUGAUCAGUGCGGGAAGAGUUUCGCAAGAUCAGCAAACCUUAAGAGACACAUGAAUGUCCACACAGGAGAGAAACCUUACAAGUGUUCACACUGUGACAAGAGAUUCAGUCGGUCAUCAAAUCUGAAAACACACAAGAGGAUCCACACUGGAGAGAAACCACACACAUGUGAUCAGUGCGGGAAGAGUUUCACAAUAAAAGGACGUCUUAGAGACCAUAUGAGGAUCCACACCGGAGAGAAACUUUUCACUUGUGAUCAAUGCGGGAAGAGUUUCACACAAUCAUCAAACCUUAAAGAUCACAUGAACAUCCACACCAGAGAGAAACUGUACUCAUGUGAUGAAUGUGACAAAACAUUUUUGAGGACUUCAGAUCUGAAAAAACACCUGAGAGUUCAUUCGAAUGUGAAGCCACACUCAUGUCAUUUGUGUGGAAAAAGCUUUUCAUGUUUAGAAAAUGCAAAAAAACAUCAGAAAAUACAUACUGGUGUGAGAGAUCAUGUGUGCUUUGAGUGUGGGAGGACUUUUACUACAGUUGAACAUUUAAAACUGCACUGGAGGAUUCACACUGGAGAGAAACCUUACAAGUGUUCACACUGUGACAAGAGAUUCAUUCGGUCAGGAACCCUGAAAAUACAUGAGAGGAUUCACACUGGAGAGAAACCUUACAAGUGUUCACACUGUGUCAAGAGAUUCAUUCGGUCAGGAACCCUGAAAAUACAUGAGAGGAUUCACACUGGAGAGAAACCUUACAAGUGUUCACACUGUGACAAGAGAUUCAGUGCUUCUGGAGACCUGAAAAGACAUGAGAGGAUUCACACUGGAGAGAAACCGUAUCACUGCACUGAAUGUGGGAAGCGUUUUAAUUAUGCAUCUUCUCUACACAUUCAUACAAAAAAACAUUCACAGUAAUUCGAUCAUCUUAAGAUCCAGCACUUUCAGAUGUCCUCAACAAAUGAGACACAAUAAUUCCUCAAGCAAUAAAAUAUAACCUGGAUAAAUGUCAUUACAAGUGACGACAUAAAAAAAUAUCACAUUGUUUCACAGUGAAUAAAGUUAAUUUUCAAAACCA
Molecule: messenger RNA, 1612 nt
Organism: Carassius auratus (goldfish)
Lineage: Eukaryota; Metazoa; Chordata; Actinopteri; Cypriniformes; Cyprinidae
Product: zinc finger protein 239-like
Exons: 4
Coding region: 283-1452 (389 amino acids)
Biological process (GO): regulation of transcription by RNA polymerase II
Cellular component (GO): nucleus
Molecular function (GO): DNA-binding transcription factor activity, RNA polymerase II-specific
Source: RefSeq, a predicted model, not a curated record